AUGACUGCUCUUUCCACAGCGCCCUCGGAUCUCGCCACAGAGUCCCCGGAGCCGGUUGUCGAGCCAUCCCUCGGCGACCCCUAUCCCCACUACGCCUACCUCCGGCGGCACCGGCCGCUCCACCGCACGGCCCGCGGACGGUGGAUCGUCAGCUGCCAUCGCCUGGCGGUGGCCUUGCUCGAGGAGCCGCGCUGCCAGCACUGGGGGCGUGGGGAGGCUGCCGCCCCUCCCCCGGGGCUGGAGCGUUCCCUCGGGGUGGCGCUGCGGGCCCUCUCGCCAGGCGGCGAGAAGCCCUAUCGCAAGGCCGCUGGCAAGAGCUUCGCCCCCGUCGACGGCUCGGCCCUCGAACAGCGAGCGGAUCGUAUUCUGGGGGGUCUCCGAUCCCGCCCCACCCUGGACCUGGUGGCGGACUUCGCCCACCCUCUCACCGCCGGGGCGAUCUGCUCCCUGCUCGGGGUCUCCGAAUCCGCCCUCGAUCGAUGGUGCGCUCGCCUAGGGCACCUCGAUGGCGGCUAUCUGCGGCUAGUGGGUGAGGAUCCAGCGUUGUCCGGGGACGACGAUGCCUGGCUCCUUGAAUCCCUCGACGACUUGCUCCAGUCCAAGCGUCAGCGACCCGGGAAAGACCUCACCAGUCGCCUAGUGACGGCGGCAGCGGCCUCCGCCGACCGCGGCGCUGGCGAAGAGCCGGCGAGCGAUGGCUUCCUCCGCGACCUGAUACUGCUCCUGCUCUACGCUGGCCACCAGAACAUGGUGAACUUCCUCGCCCUGGCGACCCUCGCCCUGUGCCGUCAUCCCGAGAUCGCCCUGCAGCUGCGCCAGGCCCCCGAGCGUCUGGGCGACGCGGUGCUCGAGCUGAUGCGCUACGACAGCCCGGUGCAAUACCUCCCCCUGGUCGCCCGCGAGCCGGUCACCGUCGAGGGGCAGCGCAUCGAGCCCGGGGAGGAGAUCCUGAUCUGCGUGGGUGCCGCCAACCGGGAUCCCGAGGUCUUCCCGGAUCCGACCGCAUUGAUCUCGACCGGCGCCCCCGGGAGCAGCUGA
Nerophis lumbriciformis (worm pipefish) is the source of this 1038-nucleotide messenger RNA. The record is from RefSeq and is a predicted model, not a curated record. Lineage: Eukaryota; Metazoa; Chordata; Actinopteri; Syngnathiformes; Syngnathidae.